AUGGCCCAAAGGAAAGGAGCCAUUCCCUUGGCAGUGCAGCUGCUGCUGCUCCCCUGGGCGAUGGUGAGCCCCGGAGCAAGGUGCUCUUUGAGCCUAGAGGGCGCUGCCCCCGCAGAGCCCGGCGAUCCAGAGCUCCUAAAAUGCCCCGGGGCUUGUGCCUGCAGCUACGACGACUACAGCGAGGAGCUCAAUGUCUACUGUAGCUCCAGAAACCUCACCCAGCUCCCCAGCGACCUGCCCGGCACGACCAAGGCUCUGUGGCUGGACGGCAACAACUUCACGGCUCUCCCCACCGGCGCCUUCAAAAACCUCUCGGGCCUGGAUUUCCUGAACCUGCAGAGCAGCCAGGUGAGCAGCCUGGAGCCGCACGCUUUCCACGGGCUCCGGGGCCUCUACCACCUCCACCUGGAGCGGAACCGGCUCAAAUACCUCGCCCCCAACACCUUUCUGCACACCCAGAACCUGGCCUCCCUGAGCCUCAACAACAACUACUUCAGCAAAGUUGAAGAGGGCCUCUUUGCUGGGCUCUCCAACCUGUGGGAUCUGAAUCUCGGCUGGAACGCGCUGGUGGUGCUCCCGGACACGCUGUUCCACGACCUGCCCAACCUCCGGGAGCUCGUCAUGGCCGGUAACAAGCUGGCUUAUCUGCAGUCCCAGCUCUUCUGCAGUCUCACGGAGCUGCGCGAGCUGGACCUCAGUGGCAACGCGCUCCGCAGCAUCAAGACCAACGUGUUCAUCAAGCAGCAGAAGCUGCAGAAGCUUUACCUGAGCCACAACCUCAUCAGCACCAUCGCACCCCGGGCUUUCCUGGGCCUCCGGUCCUUGCGCUGGCUCGAUCUGUCUCACAACCGCAUCGGCGUCCUCUUUGAAGAGACCUUCCUGGGCCUCCACAGUCUGCACGUCCUGCGCCUCUCCAACAAUGCCAUUGCCAGCCUCCGGCCCAGGACCUUCAAAGAUCUUCAGAUCCUGGAGGAGCUGCAGCUUGGGCACAACAGAAUCAGGAGCCUUGGGGAAAGGACAUUUGAGGGUCUAGGCCAGCUGGAAGUUCUCACCCUGAACCACAAUCAGAUCCAGGACAUCAAGGUUGGGGCGUUCCCCGGCCUCUUCCACGUGGCUGUCAUGAACCUGUCCAGCAAUUGCAUCAAAAGCCUCCCUGAACAGGUCUUCAAGGGUCUCAGCAAAAUGCACAGCCUCCACCUGGAGGGCAGCUGCCUCACCAGGGUCCAGCGGCACACGUUCUCUGGCCUUCCUGGCUUACGGAGACUCUUCUUGAAGAAUAACAGCAUCUCCAUGAUUGAAGACCAGAGCCUGAUGGAUCUGCAUGAACUCUUGGAACUGGACCUCACAUCCAAUGCGCUGACGCUCCUCUCCAGUCAGCUCUUCCAGGGUCUCCAGAACCUGGAGUACCUGCUCCUCUCUCACAACCAGCUGGCGGAGCUCUCCCCAGACACCUUCGGCUCCCUUCAGCAUUUGUUCUGGCUGGACCUUUCCCACAACCACAUCAAAACCAUAGCCGACGGCCUAUUUGCACCUCUGGGGAACCUCAGGUACCUCAGCCUGAAGAACAACUCUCUGAGGGCCUUUUCUCCCCAGCUCCCAGCCCUAGAGCAGCUGUGGCUGGAAGGAAACGAAUGGAACUGUAGCUGCUCCCUAAAGGGGCUGAGGGAUUUCUCCCUGCAGAAACCCAGCGUGGUACCCCGCUUCGUCCGAGCCAUUCAAGAGAGGGAUGACUGCCAGACUCCUGUGUAUGCUUAUAAUAAUCUUACCUGUCAGAGUCCCCUGGAGGUGGCUGGCCUUGACCUACGUGACAUUGAAGAAGAUCACUUUGCUCACUGUUAACCCCAUGUCCAACUUCCCCUGAGUGGAAGCAGGUAUUUGCAAUAUUAUGCUGUGGAAUCAAUUUCACUUAUUCCUUAGUAGUGACCCUCACUGUACCAUCCAAGAAAA
Molecule: messenger RNA, 1947 nt
Organism: Gracilinanus agilis (Agile Gracile Mouse Opossum)
Lineage: Eukaryota; Metazoa; Chordata; Mammalia; Didelphimorphia; Didelphidae
Gene: IGFALS
Product: insulin like growth factor binding protein acid labile subunit
Exons: 2
Coding region: 1-1839 (612 amino acids)
Cellular component (GO): extracellular matrix
Molecular function (GO): protein binding
Source: RefSeq, a predicted model, not a curated record